Messenger RNA from Aspergillus clavatus NRRL 1, 2670 nucleotides. RefSeq lists its product as uncharacterized. NCBI's taxonomy places the organism in Eukaryota, Fungi, Ascomycota, Eurotiomycetes, Eurotiales, Aspergillaceae. The record is from RefSeq and is a predicted model, not a curated record. Bases 1 to 2670 code for a protein of 889 amino acids. The transcript has a single exon.
AUGGCCUCAAACAGUGCAUUGUCCCAGACCAUUCAGGCCCUGACCCUCAGCAAAAUCCGCGAGUUGGAGAAGCUGCGCAAUGCCUAUGAAUCGCGCAAAGCUGAAAUUCUCGAUGGCGCCAAGAAUAGUCCCGAUCAACACAAGAGGUUGAAUCAUCUCCUCGCGGGCACUAAGGAGCUCGAUCCCGGCGCCUCUCGAGAUGUUACGAUCGGCCAUAUUGAACGGUGGCUGGAUCAGGCCCGAUACGACUCUUCAAUUCCAGCAGAUAUGUUACAGCGUUUCGAGAAGACCCUGAUGGCAAAGCUGGACGCCCGCAGUCGCAAAUUGACUCUCGCCGAUCUUUACUCCCGCCUGUUGACUGAGUGGAUGAAUCCACCUUCAAGCACGGAUGGCGACGACUCUGCAGACGAGGAAGACUUUCUCGUUGUGGAAGAGCGACAAAAGCAACGUCUUCGGCAGCUGUGUGACCAAUUCGAAGCGGCCGUCUUUCGACCUUUCGAAACCAGUGAGGCCAACAUCCACACGUUCCUCGAAGAUCUCUUUCCUGCAGAGGAACAGCAGGCUGCACUCGACCAGAUUCGCAGGAAGGUCAAGAAUGAAUGUGACAGCCUCUGGGAGACUGAGGCGCCCUUUAACCACACCUCUCUGUCCCGCUGCAUUCAAGGACUGCUGAUGGAGGAGCUGCUGAGUGAUGCGAAACGGACGGUUCUCAAGGGCUUCCUCGAGAACAAGGUGGCCAUGACGGAGAUUGCGGACGUUUUGAACAUGCGUUACGCCGACUUGAAGAACUGGGACUGGCAUGCAGGAGAGGACGGUAUCCCCGUUCUGCCGCGUCAGCAGACCAACGGGAAAUACCGCAUCUGGGUCGAUGAGGACGUGCUACAGACCAUCUUCGCGGAGUUUGUCGCCGUUAAAUUUUGCAAUAUCCUCAAGAGCACCUUCAAGAGCACGCUUCUUGGCAGCGAUGGAGUCUGGAAGCUGACUCAAAGCCCAGUGAGGAUGGAACGCGACAACCUGCGUCGCAAGUACUACCUGACCGAAAUCUUCCGACAACAUAAUGUGGAAAAGCUGCGCAUGGAAGAGUACCGCGACACCUAUUUCCUCUCCCAUAUGCCGAUCUCAGACACGGCAUUGUUCGAAGGCCGACCAUCGUACGAUGAUGCGAGUGACGACGAGGACGAGAAACCAGACCGCCAGACUGGCCCGAAGCGGAACAUCAAGCAGGAGAUCCUGCGCCACGUUGCGACGGAGACUCUUUUUCAUCAGCAUUUACACGGCGAAGCAGCCGUGAUCCAAUCUGACAUGAAGUGGUACGCAACCGGCCUUCCGCACAGCACUCUGUUCGCCAUCAUGACAUUCGUCGGCUUCUCCUCGGAUUGGAUCAACUUCUUUACCAAGUAUCUCCAAGCGCCGCUGAAUAUGGACCGCUCCUGCGAUGGAAGGACCCCAAUGGGGCCGCGCAUACGUCAGAGAGGUGUUCCCCUGGCCGGUGCAAUGGAGAAGAUGAUGGGCGAGCUGGUGCUCUUCUUUAUGGACCUGACCGUCAACCGCGAGUCCGGCAUGCUGCUGUACCGCAUCCAUGACGAUCUGUGGCUCUGCGGCAACCCAGCCAAAUGCGCCCUGGCAUGGGAGGCGAUGCAGAAAUUCGCGAAAGUCACUGGGCUCGAGUUCAAUCACUCCAAGACCGGAUCUGUCUACCUGGCCAAACCCAAGGACGCCGGGAUCGCCUCGCGACUGCCCAACGGUCCCGUCACCAUCGGCUUCCUGACCCUUGACCCCGAGUCCGGCAACUGGGUAAUCGACCAAGAGAAAGUCGAAGAGCACGUCCAGCAGCUGAAGAAACAACUGGACCGCUGCGACAGCGUGAUCUCAUGGAUCCGCACCUGGAACAGCUGCAUUGGCCGCUUCUUCACGAACAACUUCGGCCAGCCGGCCUACUGCUUCGGUCGCGACCACGUCGAUCUCAUCCUCUCCACCUACCAGAAGAUGCAAAACACCCUGUUCAACGACAAUGGACGUUCCUCGACGGUGACAGAGCAUCUCAGGAAGAUGAUCGAGACCCGAUUCAGGAUCACCAAUGUGCCAGAUGCAUUCUUUUUCUUCCCCCAGCAGCUCGGCGGCCUUGGGCUACGGAACCCGUUCAUCUCGACGCUCCUGGUCCGCGACGACCUGGAGUCGACCCCCGUCCAGCUCAUGGAUGAGUACAAGGAAAGCGAGAGAAAGGCAUACCUUGAGGCGAAGAAGACGUUUGAUGACAUGAACGAACGAGAGCGCCGGCGGCGGUAUGCGGCGGUUCACCCAGAUUCCGAGUCAAAGGUGGACCCAGUCAUCAGCAAGACCGAAAUGACCGCCUUCAUGUCAUUUGAGGAGUUUACUCGCUUCCGGGAAAGCUCGGACUCCGCCCUUGCGACGCUGUACAAGAAGUUGAUGGAAGUCCCGGAUGAGAUGGACGUGGAGCUCACGAAGGAGGUUUCGGGUGCACUGAGGAAAGUCAGCUCGCAGAUGGAGUUCCCAUGGGAGGACAAUGAACUCAAGUGGAUCCUGCAGUUGUACGCUGAGGAGCCAUUGAAGUUACUUGGGGGGUUGAGUUUGGUCGACAAGCGAUUCUUGCCUGUGGGGGUUUUGGCAAUGGUCAAGGGGAAGAGGGUUACCUGGCAGAUGGUGUUGUAA